CCCACACAGGGCGUAAACCGAGGAAAGACAGCGUGGUGGGGCGCACGUUCCCCACGAUUCUUCGUGUGCCUUUGUAUCUUCCUCUAAUUGGUAAAGGAAAAAUCCAGUGCGCGAUACAUACAGCAGGCUUAGUGUAUGGUGGACUGUAUACGCUUCUUCGUCGAAGGCGAACAGCUAGCUGCCUGAAAAGCCGCUUAGUUCUGAGUCGUAGUCAACAAUAACCGCCAUCUUACUGCUAGAAAUAGCAGAUGCCAAAUAAGUGAACGCAUUGUGUGACAUCCGCUAUGAUGUGGGAUAGUUGUCGAUCGUUUAGUGUAUAUAAUGAUUUGUCGGUAAAACACCAAUAUGCCCUCCUCAGUGGGCAUACAACACCGAUGUAUUUCGACCUAGGAGAACCGCUUGGCCCCGAGGAAUACUGGCAAAUUACAAACAAAAUCAUUGUUACUUCUCGCAAUCAUAUUGCUACCUAAUAAUUCUAAUAAAAGGUGUCUGUAAUAUAAAAAAAAAAAGAGAACAUCGAGAAAUUGAAUACUUCUUACAAAUUCCACAAAAUAGUGUUGCCCUAUUAUCCUCUGUAGUCCUUUAAUAAGUGGGCCAGGUAUGGGUAAAGUCACAGGUGUGUGCGUCGGAACUCAACAGUGAAAAGAACGCGACUUCGGUGUGAUAUCUGUGGUGAAUAUUGUUGUCGUGUGUUGAAAGGCUGGGAAACAGAGGUUCCUGUAGGCCCAACCUAAAGCUAAUUUCAGUCGGGUGGAUGUCUUUUUUUUUUUGUUUGCUUCUUGCUGACGCUUGUGCACGUAAAGGAGACAGAAUUACUGGAAGGUUAACUGAUUACACCAAUGAUUGGAAGGACAUGUGUGUGAGAGUUGUGCACUUGUUAGUAACUACGCCUAAUCAUCAUAAACGACGACAAAUGAAAUGAUGAUGAACAUGGGCAUCAACAUGGAGCCAUCUGUGUCGUCGGACAGAAGCUGGAUGCUGUCAUCAAUUUCCCGAUCGUCGCUAGGAUAUCACACGGUCUUCAUUCUACUGCUGCACCUUUAUCUAUGCACAGAUCCAGCAGCUGGUGGCGGACCAAGCAGCGACAUGCUGGGCCCACAGCUAGUGAGUGACUUUCCGACGACAUCAGUUAAGUUCUCAAACGCAACGGGCUACGUACUCGACUGCGAGACACGGGGUCAGCCGCCGCCGAAGACUCGCUGGUACCAACUGACAUCAAGUGGCUUCGAGCAGGAGGUCUCUUCGGUGGAACGACUACGAACUAUAGCGCCGAACGGAUCCCUUGUUUUCCCGCCCUUUCAAGCCAUCCAGUUCCGGCCCGACGUGCAUAAUGUCGCUUAUCGCUGUCGGGUGUCAAACGUCUUCGGAUUGGUUGCCAGUCCCGUCGUGCACGUUACUGCCAUUGUGGAGCAGUACUUCGAAGUACAAGUGUACGACGAAUUCACGAUCGCUGGCAAUACCGCUGUCUUACGCUGCCACGUUCCAUCAUUUGUACGAGACUACAUCAUCAUCACUGGAUGGCAGGCCAGGCCACCUAUUGCGCCUAAAGUGGAACCCAUUGAAAAUGACGGACGCUACAGUAUCUUUGCGACGGGCGAGCUUCAUGUCCGCAAUGUACAAAUGUCUGAUGGUCUGACGAAUUUCCGCUGCGUUGCGAAGCACACACUCACUGGUGAAACGAAGCUGAGUUCGUACGGACGCCUGAUCGUCACCGACCUAAAAAUCAACGUUGCCCCGAAGAUGACCGACUUUAAGGGUUCAGUUGUGGCGAAGGUUGGCGAAGACGCCGAAUUACCUUGCGCCGCCCAAGCAUAUCCGUCACCUAAAUACGUAUGGUACAAAGCAGUGGGCGAGAGUCUGACAACGCUGCCCAGCCACCGUUAUCUACUCAAGGGCGGCUCGCUUCUGCUGCAAAAGGUACGCUCCGGGGACUCGGGCAGAUACGUUUGCAUUGUUAGCAACCAGGUCGGCGAGGAACGCACUUUCACCAGCUUGCACGUUGCGGCUGAGCUUCGCGUGUCGCUCGUACCCCACCUAUUGACAGUUCAUAUCGGCAAAAGUGCAGUGCUAAACUGUUCCGUUAAUGAGAACCAUGUGGAUAACAUCCAGUGGUUGAAAGAUGGACAGCCGAUUCUAGGAGACGAGCGCUUUGAAUUUCUAUCAAAUGGACGUAUUCUACACAUAAACUCAAUUCAACGCUACGAUGGAGGUAUGUUCCAGUGCCUUGUAGCUGACAGUCAAGGAGCGUCGGCCCAGGGAACUGCACAACUUACGCUUGGAGACUCCGCUCCGGUGAUUGUUGAAAGCUUCAAAUCGCUCACGUUGACGCCAAACGAGGCCGCUGCCUUGAAGUGUAGCGCCACCGGGUCCCCUGCGCCUGAAAUCAGUUGGUUCCUCGACGAUGCGCAGGUAGUGCCAGAUCGUGGCGGAUACUUCGUGAAUGGAUUUGGUGUCCCAGGCGACAGUCGACAAGUGAUCAGCUGGAUGAACAUCAGCCGCGCAAAGGUUGAUGAUGGAGGCGAAUGGCGAUGCGAAGCGGCUAACAGCGCUGGCGCUGUUUCGUUUGCGGGGCGGAUCAAUGUCAAGGGCCGCCUUGCCAUUCGACCAAUGGCCAAUCGGUCAGUCGUCGCCGGACGAGACGUAGUUCUACAUUGUCGGGUCAUCGGCUAUCCGUUAGAGUCUAUCGUGUGGAAUAAAGGUGGCCGCCCUUUGCCACUGCACCAUCGGCAGAAGGUAUUCCCAAAUGGGACCCUUAUUGUGUUUUCACUAACAACGGAUGAUGCCGGCCAGUACUCCUGUGUGGCAAGAGGCCCCGAUAAUAACGCCACUGCCAACCUCUCGAUUACGGUCAAAGUUCCUCCUCUGAUCGAGAGGUUCGCUUUCGACGAGAAUUUAUACGAAGGGAUGCGAACCCGUGUCUACUGUAACAUUGCUAGAGGCGAUCAACCACUUACAAUCCGCUGGUUGAAAAAUAACUUACCGUUGCAAUCCGGGGCACAACUACAGGUGCGCUCUCUGGAUGCAUUCUCCGUAGCGUUGGUCAUCGAUGCCUUGAACCCCGCUCACAAUGGAAACUACACCUGUAUGGCGAGCAACGACGCAGCUGUUGUAAACUAUACGGCGAUACUCAUGGUUCACGUUCCACCUCACUGGGUUCGCGAACCGAAGGAUUCAUCAGCUGUGGAAGGUUACAGUAUCCACGUAGACUGUAUGGCUACUGGGCAUCCUCUACCGCGCAUUAUUUGGCAAAGGGGAGGGACAGAACGCCAAUCAUCAGAAUACAAGCAAAUCCUGAGUGGUCCCGAUUACCAGAUCUUUGAGAACGGCACCCUGCGUAUCGCAAUGGUUCGUUAUCAGGAUCGCGGUCCGUAUCUCUGUCAGGCUGCCAACGGGGUGGGAUCCGGCCUAAGUACGGUGGUCCAGCUAAAUGUUCAAGUGCCGGCUCGUAUCGAACAUGCGGUUCACAACAAUACAGUGAAACUUGGCUCGAAGAUGGCACUCAACUGUCCAGUGCGAGGUGACCAUCCGAUACGUGUAAGAUGGUCAAAAAACGGGCAACCAAUAGGCAAGGAGUCAAAAACAUUCGGGGUGCACGAGAAAAAUUCGGCGUUGGGAUUGAUUUCAAGCCUUGUCAUCCAUAAGGUUGCACGCGAGGACUCCGGCACGUACACUUGUGCUGUUAGUAAUAAGUUCGGCAACGACGAAAUGCAAGUUCGGCUUUACGUGCAAGAACCGCCGGAGCCCGUCGAGGGCUUCAACAUUACAAGUGUCAGCAGUCGAAGCGUUAACGUCGUCUGGCGAGAACCAUAUAAUGGCAACAGCCCCAUCACUUACUAUCUCAUACAGUAUAAAAAUAGGACAGAAAGUGCGUGGGAUAGUGAACAGACGAUUAACGUAACGGUACCAGCUUCUGAGCAGACAAGCUGGACCGUGCGCGGUCUCGGGCCCGAUAUCCUGUACUACUUUCGUAUACAAGCCGCCAAUGAGGUCGGCAUUGGACCUCCAUCAACGAAUCUAUUGAAGAUGCGUACGGAAGAGGAGGUGCCAGCCGGCCCCCCGACAAAUGUCUACGUGCAGGCCGCUGAUUCCACCUCGCUACGUGUAUCAUGGAAUCCCCCUGUUAAUGAACUACGGAAUGGUCGCAUCAAGGGCUACUAUGUGGGCUAUAAGCUAUACAAUUCCAGUGAGCUUCACCUUUACAAAACAGUAGAGGCGAAAGCGAUGAAAAACAGUGGCCAGUUAGGCGAAUGUAUGCUACACAACCUGCGAAAGUUCACAAAGUAUUCGAUCCUAGUGCAAGCAUACAACUCGAUCGGCGCGGGGCCGCGAUCGGACGAGAUGGUCGUGUCAACCGCGGAAGACGUGCCUCAGAUUGCGCCGACAGGCGUCUAUUGCCACGUCCUUUCAACCAGCUCAAUGAAGGUGUCUUGGAAUAGUCUCGACGUUUCGAAGCUCGAUGGAAUUCUCCGCGGGUACCAGGUCAUCUAUCAACUCGUCGAUACGCUAAAAAUUGGCCAACGGGAAACGGAUGAUGUGUCUACGUCCCUUCAGGUCGAAGGCCUUGAAGUCUACUCGAAUUACUCUAUCCGCGUGGCGGGCAUUUCAGGCGGAGGCGUCGGGCAGCGCACCACACCAAUCUUCUGUAGGACUCACGAGUCUGUCCCUGAAGAACCGGAAGAUAUCAAAGCACUGGUACUUGCUUCGGAUGCGAUUAUUGUUAGCUGGCGGCCCCCACGGAAGCCUAACGGACUCGUGCAAACCUAUACAGUGUAUGAAAAACUCAAAGACAGUUUCAACAAAGAAAACUCGCGCCGAGUUUCAGUACCAUCCGGUCAACUAUAUCACGAGGUGCGGAACCUUCGAUCUGGCCAGCGCUACGAAUUUUGGGUGACAGCGUCCACCUCAGUUGGAGAGGGGCCACCGAGCAAACGCGCGUUCCAGACACCUGAUAUCAAAGCACCAGCUCGCGUAGCAUCGUUUAGCCGAGGGAUAUCAGUUGUGCAGAAACAGGACAUUGAACUAGACUGUCGGGUUGCCGGACUGCCCUUUCCUCAGAGAACGUGGAAAAUCAAUGAUCGGGUAAUUUCGAGUGGUAGCCCGCGCAUCAAAAUGCUAGCUUCCGGAGCCAUCCGCAUUGAAAAUGUAAAGGAUAGCGAUGCGGCUAAGUAUACUUGUCAUGUAGCUAACUCAUAUGGAAAGGACCAUGUCGAGUAUGCGCUUACCAUCGCCUCUGAUCCCAGCACUGUUUUGCCGCCAAAGCCACAGGACGUCGAAGUUAUACGAACGUCAUUUAACAGCGUGACGUUGUCUUGGUUACGAAAGAACACAUCAUCACCUAUAACAAGCUACGAGCUCUACUACAGUCGCGAAGCCGGUUCUUGGCUUAAGGUGAAGGUGCCUACCGGCGAAGGCACGUCCGUGAGGAUGUCGCACGAAUUGAUGGGCCUCUACUGCGGCACCCAGUACCAGCUAUAUCUCAUCGCCCACAACCCUAGUGGACAUAGCGAGGCCAGCGAGACAGUGUCAACAAAGACACUCGGUGAAGUGCCACGUGCCCCAAGAAAAGAGCACUUUAUCGUGUCUAACUCGACAUCGUUGACAUUGCGUCCAUCAUCGUGGGAUGAUAACGGUUGUCCAAUCUCGCAUCUGACCAUCGAGUAUCGUCCCCGGCCAACCGGUGGAAGCCAUUCUCAGUGGAUCGUCGUUUCUCGCAAUCUGAGCCCAGACGAAGGUCCCAUGACUUUACACGAUCUCCGGCCAGAAAUGUGGUAUAGCGUUCGAGUGACAGCGACCAACGAUGCUGGCAGCACCGAUGCUGAGUUCACUGUGAGAACCGUGCCGAACUCCCACGUGACUCCUGAACUAAUGGUGCACGAUCAGAGCUACGAGGAUCUCGCCUUGGUUGUCCCACUGGUCGUUAUUGUACUCGUUAUUGUGGCAGGCGUACUCACAUCGGCCGCACUCCUUUUCUGCUGCAAGAAUAAGGCAACCGCAUUGGCAUUUUUCAAGCCCCAAGACAUGUCAGUGAUGCAAAGGGAAAACCUUACAAUAAGCCCCGCUGAGACUGCACUUAUGGAAGCCAAAGCGAAUCAGGAGGUCACCCGUCAGCUCUGUCUGGGACUUGGUUCUCCUAACCGUAGGAUAGCGCCGUCCGCCGCACAACAUACCGGUUCGAUGGACGAUCUGUCGUCAUUCGGAGUGUACGAUGAUUUACAAAAGCCAGGCGCUGUGCCAUCGAAACAGGUCAGUCAGCAGACGCUGAGCGUGCUUGCUCAUCCACAUUUAACAACAAAGCCGCUCAUGGCGACGGCUACCUUGAACCGGCAUCGCCGACGACCACCUCCGUUCUCGAAGGCAGCUAGCAACGACAAUAUCCUCUGUGAGAAAUCCAAUACAGCACAGAGUAAUCACUACGACAACCCAAGAAGCAAGAACUGGGAGAACGGUGCAUCUUCAAACAGCAGUGGCGUUACGAGUGGUGCCGGAGGUGGACUGGCCGCUGUGGCCGCCAAUGGGCCUACUUCCAGGCCCUUCCUCUUAGCAGAUUCGCGGACACACGACUGCAAACCAAUAGCAAUGGAAAUCUUUGACUACGAAACGCCAAUGGGCACCAUCAAGGAACGCCAACGGCUUGGCCAUCAGACUCUGGCGUCUACCUCGUGGAGAGAGGCGGAUCGAUUCGAGCCUCGAGUUCGAAUGGAUGACCAUUUCUACUUGGAUAACGAGGAUUGCACAACCAAAUUCGACGGUGACUCCUCGUAUGAAGGAGCUGAUCCGAACGGUGGAGGGCACAAUAGCCGGGAUGACGCCAGCGCAACCAGCGACGAUGCAACGAGUAGAGGUGAUACAAGCAGCGCCUAUAAUUUCUCGUAUCGCGUUGCCCUACCGCCACCUGAACGCAAGUUUUUAUAAUAAAAGGACGAACGGAACCAAUAGCAAUGCACGAAACGUUUAGUGUAUACUUGUGUAGAAAAUCAAACGAAUAAACCAUCUGUAAGCGUGUUUCUAAGUGAGUCUCGACAGGGCGGAUGAUUUGAAAAGAACAGAACCACGUCUAUGACGAUGACUAAACGCUGGGACCUCAAUGGCCUGUCGUUGUCGGCGGCUACUCAAUCACACCCUUUCAAAUUCUAUACAAUCUUUGAAUAAAACCUCGAAUAUUGUUUUAGAAGAACAGUUACUCUGCGUUAUUUGGCGAACUAAAUCAUAGCUAAUUUAACUGAUACACAUAGAUGGUGUACUAUCUCACGCAAGGAAAAUCUUCGUCCGUGACAUCUGCAUGUUUCAUAGGUCUUUGACAACUUCCGGCUAGACAAACGAACGGGAAAGCUCUGUAAAAAUAUUACGUGUACAUAGGCAGAUAGCGUUACAUAAGGAACACUCACACAAAUGGUACAAGAAGAUAUCAAAUAAGCGCUCGACAAUGCCGAAAUAAAGACAAUACAAUAACCGUAACAGCUGUGACAUCAACAAACGGUGACGGCAACGAUGCCGACGGCGUUGAUGUGAUAGCUUCGCACCGAAGGACAGAAAGCUCCGUGUGGCCUAAGGUAACGAAUAUAUAAAUAAAUUAAAAGCGAACCCAAUACGAAAGAGCUUAUGAGACUCUGCACAGUAGUGAUUGUUUAGAGCUGUCUUAAUAAUAACAGAGUAAUGAUUGAUCACUGAUGGAUAUUACGAUCAUGGAAACUAGUAUUACCAUUAUAGCUACUGCUAUUAACUUUGUUGCGUUUAUCCUGAAAAUGCGAGACGGCGAUGUUAGAACCUGAAGUGUUGCUCCGAGACUGUACAUAUGCUUGUAAAGGACAACUCAGUCAAAGAAGAGAACUGGAAAUAAUUAGCAAAAUGAUAGCGACAGAUGAUGGACGAAUGAUUGUAGAUGCAAAGAGAAUGAAACAAUGAAACGGUAUCUAGGAAGACGUCUACUGAAUAUCUGGUAAACGGUCCCGUUGAGAGCUCGAACGACGAUACUAGUCGAAAUAAAUCAGUGUGUUGGUAAAUAGAGAGGCCAUACUGGCCGCGCUGCACUGAUUGAUUAAAUAAUGGUCGAUUCCUUCAAUGAAUAGCCAUGCUCGACGAGCUGUUCAGUAUGCCAUUACGCCCUUAGAAACAAAUGCUGUAAAAAGCUAACGAAAAUAAGGUAAAGGAACGACAAGGCCGAUAACGAUUACCCGUGCUCGGGCCCGAUCAUCUCAACUGAGUGCCACCGCGGGAUGGCAAUGGGAACAUAGAAUGGCAGUCGUAGCGACGGGAGGCCUGUAUCGGGUGAGAAAGUUGAUGAAGAAAAAAGAGCAUAUAGGAGGCGUCUUUCCACUCUAACAAAUGUCUGACAUACUAGUGACUUAGUUCAACUGGAUACAUUUAGAUACACCUACAACGACGUCGUAAAAGCGUGAACGGUUCGAUCGGCGUAUGAAUUACGUCUUCGUUUGUUGACUGCGUAAAGGUUGCGUAAUGUAGAAAAGUAGUAAACGGUGGUGAGCCGCAAUAUGCGUCAAUUCAUUUCCGUCUCAACGAAGUUCGAUGCUGUGGCCCAACGACGAUCAAUAAGUAAGGUAGGUAGCGCAAUAGGUAAUUAAAAAUGAAAAAAAAACCUAAUGAUGAUAUCGUGUCUCCGGUUCAGCAUCUGUUAAACAGCACCUGCUAAACGCUGACAGCGUUAGAAACUUCCCGCGAAAGCAACCAUACGUUGACAUAAACGCAUGACGGUGACUGUCAGUCGGCCAAUCACGGCCUGAAGCAUUUGCUACAAGGCCGGCAAUGACGGUCUUGAUAAUCUCUAAUAAAUACAAUAAUAAAAUUAAGAUAACUGAUGCAAUGCGUCCACAACCAGAUCACAACGCAGCAUAUGGCAACUGAUGGCGCAUACGAAACAAUAAGACUAUAAUAGAGCGUUUACAAAAGGAGGAGCAGAAAAAACGUUAGAGCUCGCUGCCGUGCGCGUAGGGAUAAGGUUGACAAAAUGGAGAUCAAAAAGAAGGAAGAACCAAACAUCGUCUCGUUAUGCAAUAAUAUAUUUUGUGGUUAGGCAAACUUUCUAAUAAAUUCAAGUAAGUGGAAAAAUUAACAACCGAAAGAUAUAAUGUUGAGGCUGGGCCGUAAAGAACUCGUCCGAAAUCGAAAAGAAAACAUGGUUUUUUGUGGAUCUGCGGGCCAUAGGCAAACGCUGGCGGUGCCUGAUCGAUGUAGCGGAGGAUCGUGUCAGACACGCGAAAGUGUAAAAGAAAUCAAAUGUUUACGUAGAGGCAACGGGAAAAUGGUUGUAAAGGAUGCAAUCGGCCCUUAACUUCUUUCUAGCGUGAGGAAAAUAUCUAGAAAUAACAUACAAGUCGAUAGUGACAAAGGUCUCUUCGCUUGGACACUCGUUCGCUCGUGGCAUCGUCAGAAAAAUUUGCGUCAACGAUGACUGUAACUAUAAUUCUAAAGUAAUAAUAACGAUGAUAUUUAACGAAAUAAAAAUGA
Molecule: messenger RNA, 9462 nt
Organism: Varroa destructor (honeybee mite)
Lineage: Eukaryota; Metazoa; Arthropoda; Arachnida; Mesostigmata; Varroidae
Product: cell adhesion molecule Dscam1-like
Biological process (GO): dendrite self-avoidance; axon guidance; homophilic cell-cell adhesion
Cellular component (GO): plasma membrane; synapse; axon
Molecular function (GO): cell-cell adhesion mediator activity
Source: RefSeq, a predicted model, not a curated record